AUGACCCCAGCUAAGGUUGCUGCCAAUGAAGGCAGAGUUACUCAUAACGAUAUCAAAACCCGCGUCAUCAAAACUCGCGUUACCAAAACCCGUAUUAUUGAGGAGUCAGAUAAUCCUAUCUAUCCCCAGAAGAACGCUAAGCCCAGGAAUUCACUUACUUCUAAUGGCACCCUGCAAUUAAAACAUCGGCCUGCAGACAAGAUUUGGAAAUCUAUCCCAAAGUUACCAGGAGCUACUGGUAACGACCAGCAGUGUAUCACCAAUGAGCUUGAGCAGCACACGAUUUCUAAAACUCUUGUGCUAUACCCUGUUGUGCUCGCAGAUGUCCUUACUGUUACUAUAUGCUCUUUAUCUAGGACGAAUAAUACUAUGGUCGUCAUGGGCAACAGUGCAAUCAUUCGGAAGCAUAUCAAACACGUACACUGUGGUCUGAAUGUUUCUUUUCCUAGGGUUGGACUUUAUGUUGCAUCUGAGAAGGAGUCGCAAAGAUGGUUCGCUUUCUGCCCUGAGGUUACUGGUGAUGAGGGCACUGAUGAUGACGAUGAGGAUACUAGUGACGGGGACAAUUAG
Molecule: messenger RNA, 570 nt
Organism: Penicillium angulare
Lineage: Eukaryota; Fungi; Ascomycota; Eurotiomycetes; Eurotiales; Aspergillaceae
Exons: 5
Coding region: 1-570 (189 amino acids)
Source: RefSeq, a predicted model, not a curated record